Brenthis ino (lesser marbled fritillary) is the source of this 447-nucleotide messenger RNA. Lineage: Eukaryota; Metazoa; Arthropoda; Insecta; Lepidoptera; Nymphalidae. The record is from the annotation of a GenBank genome assembly.
AUGAUAUGGUCAGGAAAUAUGGGCUUUCAUAAAGAGUAUCAAUCAAGUGAGAUGACAGUGGUUCGGCGAGGCGGGGGUGGGCACGCGUGGAGAGAGGGUCCACCCUGGUUGGGUGACAUGGACAUAUACGCAAAUACAUCGACAUGGCUAGUCUCAAUGAGAUUGGUCACUGUGGCUGAAAUCGCUCGGGAGGACAUUGUUUAUUAUUAUUAUACUUCUAAAUUCCCGUGCCUAGGAGAGCACGUAAAGCCGUCGGUCCUGCGCCUUAACUCUCACUGGUCGUGUCGAGCAGUCGUCCCACCGAAGUAUGAGAGUGACAGGAAUAGAGAGUGCACGUUGUGUCUGCGCGUACACUUGUGCACUAUAAUAUCUCCUGCGCAGUUGGCUAGUCUCAAUGAGAUCGGCCGCCGUAGCCGGAAUCGGUCAGGAGAACAUCAUCGUCACUUU